This is a messenger RNA of Oncorhynchus nerka (sockeye salmon), 2775 nucleotides long. Its product is annotated as RNA-binding protein 39-like. Gene Ontology annotation, biological process: mRNA processing. NCBI's taxonomy places the organism in Eukaryota, Metazoa, Chordata, Actinopteri, Salmoniformes, Salmonidae. The transcript has 17 exons. The coding region runs from base 376 to 2016 and encodes 546 amino acids. The record is from RefSeq and is a predicted model, not a curated record. Gene Ontology annotation, molecular function: RNA binding; U1 snRNP binding. Gene Ontology annotation, cellular component: nucleus.
UCGAGGCUUGAGUGCAGAGCGCCAUUUUAGAGAGGCAAAGGAAGUUGUUUUGUGAAACAACUUCAAACGCUUGAAAGGGGAAAGAACUAAUAUAAAGCUAAAUACUUUACGGGCUGUUACUGAUAAUUUCGUUGAUAAUACGUAGUCUAGAGAGAGAGCAUUUUCUGGAGCGAUUAUUUUGAAUCUGUUGUUGGCAGGAACAACAGCAGGCGAAUCCGAGGUCAAAUUGGGCCUAUUUUAGAAGGAGGCAACGGUAGUUCGCAGGCUAGCUCACUGGCUGAUUGGUUAGCUUGCUAGCUAGGUAACUAUUCAUUUUCUGGUCACAGAAAAAUAAGCAGACGGGACGGGACGGUGGGACAAAUCCCUGCGGAGACCAUGGCAGACGAUUUUGACAUUGAGGCUAUGCUAGAGGCUCCAUACAGAAAGGAUGAGAUCAAGUCCUCUAGCGCUAAUGGACAUGAGGAGCGCAGUAGUAAGAAGAAAAAGAGGAGCCACAGUAGGAGUAGUCGGAGCCCGAGCUCUGACAAGCGCAGAAGCAAGAGCAAAGACAGGAAGAAGAGCCGGGACAGGAAGAGGAGCAAGAGUCGGGAGAAGAAACGCAGCCGCAGUAAGGAGCGCCGCCGCAGCGGCUCCCAUAGCAGGGAGCGUGCCGGGCGCUACAGAGGACGCCGCAGCCCCUUUUUGGGGCCGAAAUUUAACGGUGGUCCAGGAGGGAAGAUUGGCCCACCACAUGCCAACAAACUAAGUCGUAGGCGCUCAAGAAGUCGUAGUCCCUUCAAGAAAGACAAGAGUCCAGUAAGGCAACCAAUUGACAACCUGACCCCAGAGGAGAGGGAUGCCCGUACUGUGUUCUGUAUGCAGCUGGCAGCCAGAAUCCGACCACGAGAUCUAGAGGACUUCUUCUCUGCUGUGGGGAAAGUGAGAGACGUGAGGAUGAUCUCCGAUAGAAACUCCAGGAGGUCAAAGGGCAUCGCCUACAUAGAGUUUCUGGAGGCGAAUUCGGUCCCAUUGGCCAUUGGUUUGACUGGACAGAGACUUCUUGGAGUGCCCAUCAUUGUCCAGGCCUCUCAGGCUGAGAAGAACAGAGCAGCAGCAAUGGCCAACAACCUUCAGAAGGGUAAUGCUGGCCCCAUGCGGCUGUACGUGGGCUCUCUGCACUUCAACAUCACAGAGGACAUGCUGCGAGGCAUCUUUGAGCCUUUCGGAAGGAUUGAGAGCAUACAGCUGAUGAUGGACAGUGAAACUGCACGAUCCAAAGGAUAUGGUUUCAUCUCAUUUGCAGAUGCAGAGUGCGCUAAGAAAGCAUUGGAGCAGCUGAAUGGCUUUGAGCUGGCCGGACGGCCCAUGAAGGUUGGUAACGUGACAGAACGCACUGACUCCUCCACCGCCAGCUCCUUCCUGGACAACGACGAGCUGGAGAGGACGGGCAUUGACCUGGGCACCACUGGGCGCCUGCAGCUCAUGGCCCGGCUGGCAGAGGGUACUGGUCUUCAGAUUCCUCCAGCUGCACAACAGGCUCUACAGAUGAGUGGUUCCAUGCACUCCUCUUCAAUCCACUUCGGCAACAUGGCAGCUGGUACAGACAUACAAGCCAGGCUGAACCCACCCCCUGAAGCUGUCGCCAACCCUGCCAUGAACCUGGGUCCAAGCAUGAACCAGGCCAUGAACCUCCCAACUCAACCACUGGCUACACACUGCCUACAGCUGUCCAACAUGUUCAGCCCACAGUCGGAAAAUGAGCCUGGUUGGGACAUCGAGAUUCAAGAUGACGUCAUGGAGGAGUGCAACAAACAUGGUGGAAUUGUCCAUAUAUAUGUCGACAAGAACUCACCUCAGGGCAACGUGUACGUAAAAUGCCCCACUAUCCCAACAGCGAUGGCUGCAGUGAAUGCCCUACAUGGACGGUGGUUUGCAGGUAAAAUGAUCACUGCGGCGUACGUACCCCUCCCAACCUACCAUAACCUUUUCCCUGAUUCAGUAACGGCCACCCAGCUACUGAUGCCUUCGCGGCGAUAAGUCUGCCAUGCAUGGAGUAGAUGUUGCAAUGCCUGUGGGCUUCAAAAUGUACAUAAUGUUUGCUAAUAUGUUGGGAACUUAUUUACCAGAGUAGCAAAAUACUGCACCAGUCCACCCAAUCUUCAUUCAGAAAUACAAAAGGUUUUGAAGGAUAUUUGUUUUAUUGUUCAAUCUGACGGCCAUCAGGCUGAGCUUGAGUUCUGUAUCCGCACAUUUCUGUUGGUGCACUUGAGCAAAUUACGUUGUGUGUUUCAACCUGCAUUGCGAUAAGGAGUUGUUAUACAGUGGAAAGUGAGUACUAAGUAGAUUUAAGUUGAAGCUGACCACAAAAGAACCCAUUUUGGGGACAACCCCACCUAAUUAACCUCUGAUUCUAAGUGCAGUUUGCUCUGUCCUCAUCCAAUUACCACUUAUCAUUGUACGUUUUGUCAUUCAGUUCGGCUUUAGAAAUUGAUUUGCCCAGUAAGUUUUUCAGUUAAUGUGUUAAAUGAAAAGAACAAUGCCUACAAACACCCAAAAACAGAUCUAUUUUUUUGUUAACAACUUCAAGGUAUUCAUUGUGUUUGAGAUCACUAAGUUUUUAACAUUUGUAAUCAAGACUUGAUUUUGUAAAAACUCUUGAUUUAAAUUUACUAUCAAAAUAAGUGAUUUGGGUGGUUCAAUGUGAUGUGCAUUUUGUCUUGUUGACAUUGGAUUGUUUCAUCUGGAAUGAAGGGGGAUGUGAAAUAUGUGUUUGUAAUAAAAUCCUAGUUUACAACA